AUGAUGGCAUCACCUCUAGAAUCACCAUUCCCACCUUCACCUCCAAAUGGAAAGAAUACAUUGACCGUGACUGAUAAUCGCACGGGAAAGACUUAUGAGAUCCCAAUCAACCAAGAGACGGUCAAGGCAUUGGACUUUAGACCAAUCAAAGAGAAUCCAUCUGACUUUGGUACAAUGAUAUAUGACCCAGGUUAUUAUAAUGUAGCCGUUUGCAAGUCACAUAUCACCUAUAUUGAUGGAGACAAGGGUAUAUUAGAGUACAGAGGAUACUCAAUCGAUGACCUGGCCAACAACUCAACCUUCUUGGAGGUUGCCUACCUCUUGAUCUACGGAUCAUUGCCAAACACUACUCAAUUAGACUUGUGGAGCACAAAGAUCAUGAAUCAUACAUUCAUUCAUGAGAACUUGAUCCAACUGAUGAAGUCCUUCCGUUAUGAUGCACAUCCAAUGGGUAUGCUUAUCAGUUCAAUGAGUGCCAUGUCUACAUUCUAUCCAGAGGCCAACCCUGCAUUGCGUGGAGCCGACAUCUACAAGAACAAGCCACUGAUGAACAAACAAAUCUUCAGAAUCCUUGGUAAACUACCAACCAUUGCCGCAUGUGCCUAUCGUCAUCGUAUUGGAAUGCUCGAGGAAAUUGGAUCGACCGACAAGAUUCCAGCAUUCCUCGAGGCCGUCAAGCAGAAGAAGCAACGUCUGAUGGGCUUUGGACAUCGUGUGUACAAGUCCUACGAUCCACGUGCCAAGAUCAUGAAGCAGGUGACCGAAGAGGUUUUCUCGCUGCUUGGCAAGAGUCCACUGAUGGACAUUGCCACCGAGCUCGAGAGGAUUGCCCUCACGGACAAGUACUUCAUUGACCGACAGCUCUAUCCUAAUGUUGAUUUCUACAGUGGAAUCAUUUACAAGACAAUGGGUUUCCCAACUGAUAUGUUCCCAGUCUUGUUCUCAAUUCCAAGAGCAGCAGGAUGGCUUGCACAUUGGGUCGAGUCACUGUCUGAUCCAGACUUGAGAAUAUUCAGACCUCGCCAGAUAUACCUUGGUCGUCGUGGACAGAAGUAUAUCCCAUUGAAGGAGCGUGAGGGACCUCAACAUGAGGAGUUGACCAGCUAUGCCUCUGGAAUGUCAUCCAGAAGGAGAGUGUCCGAUCUGUACGAUGAGACCAAUGCCAUUCCCAAGACUGUCAAUGGUUCCAAGCAGAAGGAGUCAAAGUCCAUCGAAGAGUCCUUUGGUAGCACUACACCAGAGGCAACUGCAACAACAUCGUCCACCAACAAC
Molecule: messenger RNA, 1272 nt
Organism: Acytostelium subglobosum LB1
Lineage: Eukaryota; Evosea; Eumycetozoa; Acytosteliales; Acytosteliaceae
Exons: 4
Biological process (GO): tricarboxylic acid cycle
Molecular function (GO): acyltransferase activity, acyl groups converted into alkyl on transfer
Source: RefSeq, a predicted model, not a curated record